Messenger RNA from Pseudogymnoascus verrucosus, 2430 nucleotides. RefSeq lists its product as uncharacterized. Gene Ontology annotation, molecular function: dipeptide transmembrane transporter activity. Gene Ontology annotation, cellular component: membrane. Lineage: Eukaryota; Fungi; Ascomycota; Leotiomycetes; Thelebolales; Thelebolaceae. The record is from RefSeq and is a predicted model, not a curated record. Bases 525 to 2402 code for a protein of 625 amino acids. The transcript is spliced from 5 exons. Gene Ontology annotation, biological process: oligopeptide transport; transmembrane transport.
CGCUAGACUUAUCCGAUUCCAGCCAAGCAACACCAAGCCCUUGGUCUGGCUGGUUGCAGAAGGUGACAAGACCAGAGCACGUUUUCGUUUGGUUAAUUCUCCUCUUAUCAGCCCCGAAAGUGUCCAAGACCAUAUGGUAAUGGUACUCUUAACGACAAUCUACUCCGCAGUUCGUUGGUAGGACGCCGUCGCACACGUCUGAUUUGCGGCUUGCGUCGCAAUGCCACAAUGCCCAGAAGUGAUACCAGCGAAGCGUCGGCCUUGGCUUCAUUCUUGGUAACUGCCUCUUAUGGCGAUGAGGAUGAAAUGAAGCAGUUGCCGUUGGUCGUAAGCCGUCUUUAUCGCCGUGAGCACGGCAGCAUGUAAGUGUAUUCCGUAUGUCGAGGGGUAAGUCGUGAUUCCAGAGCCCACCGGACUGGGUUAUAAGACCUGGUGCCUCCCACUGUGUUGAAUUGAGAGGACCUCUACGUUCUAGUAGCACUUGUGUCAUAUUACUUGCCAUCACCGUGGACAUUUCGGGUAUUAUGGCAGCCAUGGAAACCAAAAAUAGUCUCGAGGUCACGCAUGGGACUGAGAAGGCUGCUGAGGUCAUCUCUGAUACCGACAAGGCCUCCGACGCAUCAUUCUAUGCUGACAAGCCUUUUCCCACCGAAGAAGAGUUCGCUACCCUUCCUAGAGUUCCUGGGCGGAUUCCUUGGACCGCCUGGACUGUAGCAGCCGUCGAAUUUGCUGAGAGAUUCUCUUAUUAUGGCACUACUGCUGUUUUCGUCAACUUCAUUCAGAAGGACCUCCCACCGGGAUCAACAACGGGUGCUGGAUUCCUCAUUAAGCCAGGGUCUGGUGCCUUGGGAAUGGGACAGCGUGCUUCCACUGGAUUGACUACCUUCAACAAUUUCUGGUCUUAUGUUACGCCAUUGUUUGGUGCCUACGUUGCUGAUCAGUACUUUGGACGCUAUCUCACCAUUCAAUAUGCCAUCUGUUUUGCACUUGUUGGGCACGUCAUUUUGAUCAUGUCCGCAAUUCCACCAGUCAUUGUCCACCCAAACGCAGCCAUCGCUCUCUUCUCAGUCGGGCUUGUUAUUAUGGGACUUGGAACCGGUGGAUUCAAGUCUAACAUUUCGCCUUUGAUUGCUGAGCAAUAUAAGGAUGAGAAAGCCUACGUGAGGAUUAAUAAGAAGGGCGAAAAAGAGAUUGUGGACCCGGCGACGACGACUGCUCGUAUCUAUCUCUACUUUUACCUCUUGAUCAACAUCGGAUCUCUUUCUGGUUCGCUCGCCAUGGUUUACUCGGAGCAUUUUGUCGGAUUCUGGUUGUCAUACCUUCUACCGACUAUUGUCUUCUGUCUUUGCCCAGCCAUUCUGUUCUACUUCAAGGCAGAUUACAACCUAUCUCCCCCGACUGGAUCUGUUAUGGCCAAAGCAUACAAGCUUAUUAGACUUGCAUGCAAAGGCAAAUGGUCCUGGAACCCCAGCACAACAAAAAAGAAUUUCAGUGACCCCGAGUUUUGGAAUAAGGUAAAGCCAAGCAACAUCCCUCUUGCUACCCGGCCAGCUUGGAUGACCUUCGAUGACGAAUGGGUGGAUGAAGUUCGCCGUGGAUUGUUGGCGUGCAAGGUGUUCUUGUGGUAUCCUCUCUACUGGCUUGCAUACAAUCAGAUGACUGGCAACUUAGUGUCCCAGGCAAACACCAUGAACCUCGGCAAGGUCCCCAACGAUAUCGUCUCGAAACUGAAUCCUAUUUUCAUUAUUAUUGUUAUUCCCCUCAUGGAUUUCAUUGUUUACCCUGGACUCCGAAAGAUGGGCAUCAACUUCACGCCCAUUAAGAAGAUCACAGCUGGUUUCAUGCUCGCCUCCCUGGCUAUGGUAUCCGCCUGCGUGACACAAUACUACAUCUACAAAAUGUCACCCUGCGGAAACCAAAUCAACGCCCUGUCUAAGGCCGGACGCAAAGAUUGCAACGCCCCCUUCACUGUCUGGAUCCAAGUCUUCCCAUACGGCCUGAUCGGUCUAUCUGAGGUCAUGGCCUCCAUUACCAAGCUCGAGUACGCAUACACCAAAGCCCCCAAGAACAUGCGUUCUUCCAUCCAAGCGUUCGCUCUUUUCACGAACGCCGUCUCCAGUGCCCUGGGCCAGGCUCUUACAGCUUUGAGUGAGGAUCCGCUCUUGGUCUGGAAUUAUGGCAGUGUUGCUGUUAUUGCAGCUCUGGGCGGAAUCGGAUUCUGGAUGACGUUCCGCAACGCAGAUAAGGAUGAAGAUAUGCUGAAUAACUUGAAGCAAAGUUCGUUUGAGGGUAGGGGGGAUCGCGACGAGGAGAAUGUUGUUAUUAACGCGGUUGAUAGGGUGGAUGAGAAGGGCGAGGAGAAGUGGGUUGAUGCAAAGGGUGUGGAGAAGACUACACUGUGAUUAGGUGGCAAUUGUUAACGAAUUUGGG